AUGCUGUUAAAGACGCAGUAACUCAGCCUGAAGCGCCGUGGAGGGAUGUCUCAUGGCUGAUUGUGAUGAGACCCUCUCCCCUACAUUGUCCAAGAAUAUCAAUCUCCUCUUUGGGGGGAUUAACCCUGGAUGUCUUGGAUGAGAUUUACAGCGAUGAACCUCAUCCCCAUAAGAGGUUAUCUGAUUGAGCUGCAGGCCCAUCUGAAUGGACCACCAUGGCAGGCCUUGACCCAGAGCUUUCCAACCCGGAAACACUAUCGGUGUCAGAGGGCAGCACUCUUCCACCGUACCCCUGCUGACCUAUGGGUGCGCUCUGUACCAAAUGGGAUCCUGCGUAUUGGUACCAUGGCAGGUCACUUGGUGAUUGAGUUGUGUCUUCUACUGGAAUAACAUCACUCCUUCUUUGGACUGUCUCAAACCGCCUUCAACAAUGCUGACUGAACCGUAUGGAGCCAUGUCGGAUGUUCGAGAUCUGACCCUCUUACCUCCAGCACCUCCUGUGCCAUCCCUACCGGGAGCUGGUGGUGGCUGUGGGAUGUCUGUUGGUGGUGGCCAGUGGACCCAACUGCUGGACCUCCACCCUGGCUCUCCCUACAGCUCCCUUUCCUCCCACCACUCCCUCAUCAAGCAGGAACCAGGUUGGGGUACCACCGACCCAAUAGAGGACCCUCACUGUGGACUCGGGGCCUUCACAGUGCACUUCUCAGGCCAGUUUACAGGCUCAGGCCCCUGUCGAGUUGGGGCCUUCGGAGAGCCGACUCCAAAUCAACCAAGGAUGUUUCCCAACGGAACCUACCUGCCCAGCUGUAUGGACAGUCCUCCUACACACAGGAACCAGGGUUAUGGAGCAGUGGGUUUAGACAGCAACCCCAGUUAUGGUCACACUCCGUCUCACCACACCCCUCAGCUCUCCAGCCUGUCCUUCAAACACGAGGACACGCUGUCACCACCAAACAACAUAGUUGACCAGCAGUACUCGGCGCCUCCUCCCAUGUUUGGUUGCCACAAUCCUUCAGAAUCCUGUCCGAGCAGCCAAGCUCUGCUGCUGAGAAACUACAAUAGUGAUAACCUGUACCAAAUGGCGUCUCAGCUGGAUUGUGUAGCAUGGAACCAAGUGAACACCCUGGCGUCUACCAUGAAGAGCACUGGACAUUCAACCAGCUAUGAGAGUGACCCCACAGCCCCUCCUCCACCCAUGCUUCUCAGUGCCCAGUACCACAUACACACACAUGGCGUCUUCAGAGGACUUCAGGAUGUCUGUCGGGUACCUAGUAUUGCACCACCAGUAGUAAGAUCAUCAGAGGCCAGUGAAAAGCGGCCAUUUGUAUGUGCUCAUCCUGGCUGCAGCAAGAGAUACUUCAAACUAUCACAUCUGCAGAUGCACGGCCGCAAACACACAGGAGAGAAGCCUUACCAGUGUGAUGUCACAGACUGUGGCCGCAGAUUUUCUCGCUCAGACCAGUUAAAGAGGCACCAGCGCCGGCACACAGGAGUGAAGCCCUUUCAGUGCGAGACUUGUCAGAGAAAGUUUUCACGGUCAGAUCAUCUUAAGACACACACUCGGACUCAUACAGGUAAAACAAGUGAGAAGCCCUUUACCUGCCGCUGGUCCAACUGUCAGAAGAAGUUUGCCCGCUCUGACGAGCUGAUGCGCCACCACAGCAUGCACCAGAGGAACCUGACCAAGCUGCAGCCUGCCAUCUGAGCAGCAAGAGGAGGAGGAGGACGACGAAGAGGAAGGUGACAAUAUGGUGUGCCAGAUAGUAGAGAAAGAUGCUGGAGCCGGGUCAGCGGUUAUGGUGCCUUGCCAGACUCGCUGAGGUGGUGGGCACAGCUGAUGCCUCCCUCAGCCAGCUGAUGUCGAGAGACUCCGAUGAUCCUGGAGAUCUUCAUGAUGCACCUCAACCAGCACUCCUUUGGUUAUCUGACAUUAAAACUCAGACUGAGAGGGUACAACGCAACGGUGAUUCUGAGCCAAGAAGAAGAUUUUUUUUUUUAUGUGAGAUGAUGAAAACAUUGGUACACUAUUUUGGAUAUAUUAGUACACUUGCACUGGCUUCUUUUGUUGUAUUGUUAAGAUUGUCACCUUGAAAAUGUGCUGGACAAUGUAAACUGGAUUUAGGAAAUGGACAAUAUAUCUUUUUUUGUCCAAGUUGAACACAGAGAAACGUAUUCGUACAGUAUUCAUGACACUCACCAAAUUGCUUUGUAUAUAUGUGGAGUAUUUGCCAACCGUUCUAGACAUUCCUUUUGUAUUUUCUACGUUUUUGAAAGUUUAUAAAAUGUUGAUUUACAUCGUUGUCAAGGCUAACAGUGUGUGCGCUUUUGUCUAAGAGAGAAAGAAGAGGUGCUGGUGUUGUCAGGUUAAGGGGCCACCUAUGAAUGGUGGUGGUGGGGUGAUUGGAGGUGGAGGGGGGGGUUGACAGACAGUAAAACAGCGCCCCACUGUGACUCUGACAGGGUGCAGGUCUCACCCUCCUAAAUCUCCGACACACAUCUUCAUAAGUAGGAACAUCUGGAGCCCGGUAAAUCUCAUUAGAAAAGACACAUACCUCAGUGUCAGCUGGCUGUACUCCACUGACUGCCCCCUAAUGCAUAGACUGGGCCCCAUAAUGCUCACACACAAAAGCACACACACUUACAUCCUGAUUGUAAAUAACAGCCUCCACUAUAGGAAUGGCAUUUUACAUUCUUCGGCCACAUGAUGGCAGUAUCAGCCUUUCCAGUCCAACACAGUGUGCCUGAACUUUUAAUACUGCUCACACUUCUCAGUCUUUAUAUAAUCUGUGUCCACUUCAGUCUUGGCCUUAGUGGUACUUACUGGUCAAAGUAAAUAUGUUAAAAUUCACAAAAGGAAAAAACAGUGUUGAGUGGUGUGUCCCCGGGUCCAUUAAAUAUACAUGAUGUGGAUGGAGUUGUGUGUCAUGCUACUGUGCAAGUCUAUGAGGGAUGAGGUGAAUCAGCUGCAGGUAUUUUAAUAAAAUAUGACUCAAUGUGGGAAGGAAGAGCUGUUGUAUGGUUCCAUGGGCUAAUUAUGUCACAUACCUGGAAAAGCAAUGUAAACACGCACAUACAAGCAUGAUAUAUUUAGCUGUCGGCUACAUGUUCACACAUGGAAACCACAGCACACAUUUUCUGAAGGCAUUCACUCAGCCUGCUCAACGGAAACACACAUGCAGCAUGUACACACACAGUGUUGGAUCAGUUUGAAAUGUGGUCAAUAACUCGGUGCAAAUAAAAUGCCGUUUUUUGUAUCAGUAACAUAAUCCAUUGGAUUACAAAAAAUAUAAUCUAAUCAGAAUACUUUUGGAUUACGAACAAUAAAAAUAUUAUAAACUUAUAUUCAAGAAAUGGAUGCAGGGACAAAACAUUUCAUUCCCUUUCCGGUCUUCUUUUCUUUUUUUUAUUUUCAUGAAAAAAACAUUUUUAUUUUGUAUGUUCAAUAUUUACGGUUACCAGUACCAAAUAAGACCAAAUGUCUUCCGUCUUUCAUUCAUUGUUGAAAACUAUUGUUGUUGUUGUUGUUGUUGUUGUUGUUGUUGUUAUUGUUAGCAUGGUUGUUAACCAUCCACUGGCAAUCCCAUGAGGCCUUGGGUUGAGUCUGUCAACCAUUCAGAGUCUGUGUGGGCAUUGCAGUACUGAAUAACAUGAAACUGACCACAUUCCCCUUUCAAUAUCUAUAGACCCCCGAGGGUUAAUAGAGCAUUGGUUAUCAUGGAAAAAAAGUUUAAGAAUGUUUAAAACUGCCAUAUUUUAUAAAUGUAAUCAAAAUAUAAUCAAGUCACCCUUGACAAUGUAACUAUAAUGUAAAUACACAUUUUUCAAAUAUAA
Messenger RNA from Larimichthys crocea (large yellow croaker), 3831 nucleotides. RefSeq names its product WT1 transcription factor b (gene wt1b). NCBI's taxonomy places the organism in Eukaryota, Metazoa, Chordata, Actinopteri, Sciaenidae. The transcript is spliced from 11 exons. The coding region runs from base 431 to 1705 and encodes 424 amino acids. Gene Ontology annotation, molecular function: RNA polymerase II cis-regulatory region sequence-specific DNA binding; DNA-binding transcription factor activity, RNA polymerase II-specific. The record is from RefSeq and is a predicted model, not a curated record. Gene Ontology annotation, cellular component: nucleus. Gene Ontology annotation, biological process: regulation of transcription by RNA polymerase II.